AAAUUUUGUGCACCAGUUAAUAUUGUUGGAUUUGAGUAGCCGCGUAAAUUGUUGAGCUAUAAAUUCAAACUCAGCCCAGUAAUGAGUCCAUGACUAUUGAGUGUUACUGAUACACCUUUACGGCUGUAACAGAGAACAGAGUGAGGAAGAGAAAGAGGAAGAGGAGAGGGGGAAUUGGAGCGGCUGAAAACAAGAAAUCACAAAUGAAGGAAAAACCCAGUCCCAAAUAAACUAAGAAGGGAUGCUUUGAUCGCAUGGCAGUGAGAAAUAUGAAAAAGACUUUGAAGUGGAAGAAGUUUGAGUUACUCUUCCAUGUCUCAACUACACCUUCAAAACCCCAACCGCAAUCAUCGCAUUCUUGCCACCUUAUAUUGUCAUCAUCUUCCUUUUCAUCUGUGCCAAAUCUAACUAACACUUAUCUCAAAUCAAAACCCCAAAGUUCUCCCACACUUACCCCAGAAGAAAUCAGCAAAAUCAACCUCCUCCUCCCACGUCUCUGCCUCUUUAAUCACCUCCCAACUGCAAUCCAGCUAACCACCACCGCUCUCACUCUCCCUAACCCUCCCCCCCAUCCCAAGUCCCUUUCUCUUUCCAUUCUCAUUCACUCCCUCACUCUCCAGCCUGACCUGAAACUACCCAUGUCACUCCUCACCCGCCUCUCCCGCAAGCACCCACCUCACCCAUAUCUAACGCCCAUCUCAACCAUGCUCAUUGCCUCUUAUCUCAAAAAAGACAGGCCUAAGGAUGCUCUCAAAGUAUACAAUUGGAUGCUCAGGCCCGGCUCUCCUUGUAAUUGUAUGGUCGACAAGUCUGCCUAUGGGAUUUUGGUUGGUGGGUUGUGCGCCAGAGGCUUGGUUCUCGAGGGCUUGAUGGUUUUGAGGGAUAUGCUGAGGGUCCGUCUUUUGCCAGGGGAAGGUCUCAGAAGAAAGGUAGUUAGGAGUUUAUUGAGAGAGGCUAGGGUUAGGGAGGCAAAGGCAUUGGAUGAACUUUUGCCUUGUGCUGGGGAUCUCAACAAGGUGUUGGAUUUUUUGGAUCACCAUAUUGGAAAUUGGUCGAACUAGCUAGUACCAGCACGCCUAAUCCAAUUAAGAGGAGAGAAGAUGUUGGUUACUUGUUGAGCAUUCAUACUCAAUUUUUUUUUUUUUUAGUAAUUUUCUUACUUUUCAGAUUUGGAUAUGUGCAUUUUUCAAGUUUAGUUUUGACGAGAGCCCUUGUGUACAAAGUUUAGCAUCUGCAUUAGUCUUGUAAGACUUUGAACAUGAUUAAUUUGAUAUUAGUUUUAGUCUAUUUUAGAGAUA
Molecule: messenger RNA, 1298 nt
Organism: Gossypium arboreum
Lineage: Eukaryota; Viridiplantae; Streptophyta; Magnoliopsida; Malvales; Malvaceae
Exons: 2
Coding region: 255-1061 (268 amino acids)
Molecular function (GO): protein binding
Source: RefSeq, a predicted model, not a curated record